AUGCACCGGAUGUUCCUUCCGCACGCAGCCAAACUGAACAUCCAAUUUGACACGUUAUGUGGGCAAGGACUCCUCCAGGGGCUCAAACCGGGCCACUCCAAAUCCGAAUCGUGCCUACUCCCUCCAAAAGCAGGAGCUCAUCCCCCUAAAUUAUCCCAAGCUAUGCGAGUCUUAGCUAACGCUGAAUUAUCUGAAAAAGUUGUAAAGGUUGAGGAUUAUGGAUUUGGAAAGCAACUUGACCGAUCGUCGAAGGGUCGAGGCAGGUUGCCUGCCCCAGCCUGCCCCUCCUCUCCCCUCCUGACCCUCCUCUCCCCUCCUGACCCUCCUCUCCCCUCCUCUCCUUCUCUGAACAGCUCUGAACAUGUUUCCACUGUGCUUCAACAAGUCAACAGUUCUCCCAUCGGCGCUACGGGCUCCAACCGGCUCCCCAGCAUCAUUCGUUGCUACAUACAUAGCUUCCACAGCGCCUCAGCCUUCAGCGGAACAUGUCUGAUGCCAGGUUUCUUGGCAUUGAUUCUCAAUGCAGGCUUUCUGUAUCUUGUAUCAUUAAAAUUUCAGCUUUCUGGUGUUCACAAACCUGGUAUAAUUCCAAAUUCCACCAUCAAUAAUUUGGGUGGAUUUUGA
Messenger RNA from Lentinula edodes (shiitake mushroom), 624 nucleotides. RefSeq lists its product as uncharacterized. The transcript is spliced from 6 exons. The coding region runs from base 1 to 624 and encodes 207 amino acids. The record is from RefSeq and is a predicted model, not a curated record. NCBI's taxonomy places the organism in Eukaryota, Fungi, Basidiomycota, Agaricomycetes, Agaricales, Omphalotaceae.